CACAGCGGCCGCCAGGCUGCCGAGCCGGCGGCGAGGCCCUGUGCUCCUGGGCUGGGUGCAGACUGCUGGGAACAGGCGGCAGCGGCGCCGAGGCUGCGGGACACGGCGCGGCCAGUCUGCGGGACGGGCCCCAGGUGGAGAGGAGGACGCGAGGAGGCCGCGCCGAGGCCAGGCAGCGAGCUCUGAAGCCCGGAGACCCGGGCCGCGGCACAGCUCCCACAUGGCCUCCGGAGGGGGCGCGGCCUUCGAGGAGCUGCCGCCCGACGGCACGUGUGAUGAGUGCGAGCCAGACGAGGCUCCGGGAGCCGAGGAAGUGUGCCAGGAAUGCGGCUUCUGCUACUGCCGCCGCCACGCGGAGGCGCACGGGCAGAAGUUCCCCAGGCACCACCUGGCCGAGUACGUCCACGGAGCCGCCCAGGCCUGGACCCCGGGAGCCCGGGGGGAUGGGGCGGGAGAGGAAGAAGUCGAGGCCCAGGUAGAGAACGAGAAGGCCCUAGAAAGCGAGGCGGGGGAAGAGAGCGAGUCCGAGGAAGACUGUGAGUCCGAAGAAGAGAGUCAGACGGAGGAGGAGAGCGAAGACGAGAGUGAGGAAGACAGUGAGGAAGAUAGUGAGGAAGAAAUGGAGGAUGAGCAAGAGAGCGAAGCAGAGGAAGACAACCAGGAGGAAGGAGAAUCGGAAGCGGAGGGAGAAACUGAGGCAGAAAGCGAAUUUGACCCAGAAAUAGAAAUGGAAGCGGAGAGAGUGGCCAAGAGGAAGUGUCCGGACCAUGGGCUCGAUUUGAGUACCUAUUGCCAGGAAGAUAAGCAGCUCAUCUGUGUCCUGUGCCCAGUCAUUGGGGCACAUCAGGGCCACCAGCUCUCCACCCUAGACGAAGCCUUCGAAGAACUAAGAAGCAAAGAUUCAGGCGGACUGAAGGCGGCUAUGAUAGAGUUGGUGGAAAGGUUAAAGUUCAAGAGCUCAGACCCUAAAGUAACCCGGGACCAGAUGAAGGUGUUUAUACAGCAGGAAUUUAAGAAAGUUCAAAAAGUGAUUGCUGAUGAGGAGCAGAAGGCCCUUCAUUUAGUGGACAUCCAGGAAGCAAUGGCCACAGCUCAUGUGACUGAGAUACUGGCAGACAUCCAGUCCCAUAUGGAUAGAUUGAUGACUCAGAUGGCCCAAGCCAAGGAACAACUUGAUACCUCUAAUGAAUCAGCUGAGCCAAAGGCAGAGGGCGACGAGGAAGGACCCAGUGGUGCCAGUGAAGAAGAAGACACAUGAAGGCCUGCCAUCCCCAGUGGAAAAUCAUCCCUUCCCCUUGUGUGUAUGUGACGGCGUAUAUGUAAUGGCUUCUGAUUCCUGUGAAAGCUGCCCAGCAACAAACGUGCUUCCACCAGAUGCCUCCCCAGAUCCACAGCAGGCACAUAGCUCUCCAAGGAAUGACCAGUUUUACUCUUACUGACUGUGCUUCUCAUUCUCUUGUCGUGAUAGGUCAAGGAAAAUGCCCCUUUGAUCAACCAGGAGCAAUUAAAGGGUCCUUCAGGUAAAUCCCUCGAUGGCUGCUUUGAACUUGCUCAGGAAAGCCAGCCCCUGUCAUAGUGUAUACCCAAACAGUAUCACUUCAUUAAGAAGGAUCUGGAAUAAUCUUGAAGGGCAGUCAGAAUUUGUUUCCCUACCUGCUAAUAAAACCACACUUUAUUCAUAUUUAAGCAUGGAAUAAAUGAGGGAAAAGUAGGGCCGAAUCAACCCACAUAGUUCGUCUCUAAAAGUCCAUUUAAUACAUCUGUGAAAAUGUGGUUUCAUGAAAUAAUAUGGACGGCUUGAAAACAGAUAAAGAGUUAAAAGUUAGAAAUAUAUAGAGAUAUUUUUAGUACAUGAGGUUAUCCAGGAUUUCAGAUUCAUAAUUCAGUGCUGUGGAAAUGAAAAAAAAAAAAAAAAGAUUGAAGAGAUAGAAAAGAAAUGACUUUUUUUUUCCCCAAAAAAAAAGGACCAAAGAGAUCUGAUUAAAAGUUGAAAUCGAAAUCAGUAUUUCUGAACUCAAACUGCCUAAGUUUCCAAAAUAGUCACUAAAGGAUCUGAUGGAACCUGAAUUAUUUGAGUGGACUCUGAGGUUUUAUGGGUCUUGUCACAGCAUGAAAGUCUGGAAUGUGUAUUACAAAUGGGAAUUUUCAGUGUAGGUUUUGCUCCCCCUCCCCCAGCUUAGCCUGAUUUGGCUUAAAUGCAGUGUGGGGAGAAUUCUUGGCCCUCUGUGGUGUGUUGAAUCGAGCUCCAUCUCCUGGCAGAUACACCUUCCUUUUACUCCAGCGGGGACCCCUCUUCCCCUGGCUCUCCCCACCUCCAGGUCAUCUCCCACACGCUGGCUCUCUCCUCUUAAGUAACGUGAGCAGAGACUCACCGUGGUUGGACUCUGGUCUUUCCCCACUCCCAAAGCACAUUUCCUUACAACCGAGUUUUUUACUCCUAAAUAAGCAAUGAUGUACUAGGGAAUACAAAACUGCAAACUAAAAAACAUGCGUCUUCUGAAACAGGAGUUUUACUUAACAAAUGGUUUGGAGUCAGGGAAUGACAUUAUUUUUAGAUAAAACAAACACAAUUAUAUUAUGAAAUAGAAUGUAUACAUAAACAGUAAAGAUAAAAUAGGAGACUUCACAGAGAAUUUUUAUUAGCGAGUGGGGUGGUGUUCCCUCUCCUCUGCCUUUAGUGGUAUUUUGGUGUUCGCUUCUGAGAAGUACAAUUGGAACUACAUCCAAGCAGCCUUAGGGUUUCUGUUGACUCAGGACCUAGACUUCUAGUGCCUCUGAGGCAGAAACAAAGGAGCUGCACUGAGGGGAGUUCCUCUUCCUGCCUGCCUGCCUGCCUGUAUACCUAUCACAGAGCUUUAGGGCCAACCGAUAUGUGUGUGCAGGAUGGUUUUGAGGGAGAAACAAUGCUUACUUACUAUAGGAAUCCUGUCUAUAUCACAGUUCAGUCCUGUGCAUGCUAUGAAAUGAUUGUUUCUUUGAGGCCAGGAAGCUACCAGGUAUAUAUGCUUCUGGGUUAGGAUUACCCUUGCUCGCUAAAUAUGUUGUUGGGACAUUGGGGCUGAGAGUAGUUUGGGCUGUUUAAAAAAAAAAAAAAGUAUUUUUCUCUCCAACCGGUGGCCAGCAAAUGACUAAGACAUUUUCGGUACUUUACCUUUCUGCCCACAAAGACUGGCGAUUUGGGCAUACCACUAAUUACAACCCCCAACCACAUCCAAAGAAACUACUCCUAAAGGAGGACGAGUGGCCAUUCUUAAAAGAGUUUAAAAAUCAGAAUAUUAAGAAGAAUUUAGGAUUUGGAAGCUUGUGUUGUCUUUCCCCAGUAAGUAUUGUUUAAUCUCCAAGUAGUAGCCUUAUUUUAGCAGUGGACAGAUCACUGGCUCCUCCGUACCAGAUCAUACGUUAUUACUUUAAAUCAGUAUUUGGGAAACCCAGGCAUUCAUGCAAUGGAUAUGAAUGGAAAUACAAACACAUGCCAGCCUGUCUCAAUAAAUUAUCAUACUCUGUAAUCCUCAAGGAAAGCACUUUUGCUUUUACUUAGAAAGGAUUUCAGAUUUGCUUUGUGGGCUCCUGCUGUUUUCAGCACCUGAUAAAACUUUAACCAGGGAAGCAUUAAACACAGCUCAGCAGCUUCUGCCCAGGCUCCUGAGUUCCUGCCGGCAGCAUUUAUCAGUGUAAGAUGCUUCCUGCAGUGGCACCAGCUUCCUUAAAGCUGGAGCAUGCUUCUCGGCCUUAAGCCCCAGCAUGAUGAGACUUCCCUCCUACCAGGUCAGUAAGAGUUGCUCACAACUGUGCCCUAACUGGCUGCAGGGUUUGCAGAAAUCCCUAGGGAGCAGUCAUCAAGGGAGGCAGGUAAUGAAUGUCUUCAGAAUGAAUUGGGUCCUCACAGCAAUCCCUGGCUCCCUUCCAAAGGUUGGGUAUCUGGAGGCUAAGAGGGGGGAUUGUCCUUUGAUUUGAUUGUCAUUAAAUCCAGGACAAUUCCAAGAAUUGCUUGGAGUCUCUGCUCUGACAGCCUAGAAAGGGAAAUGACUUAAAAUAUUGAGGACCAACUAUGAGGACCCAUUUCUCAGAUGGUAAUACAGAUUUGGAGGGCAAGAGUCACUUGCCUUGAGUUACACAGCUAGGAAGUAUUGGAGCUAGGUUUUGUACCCGGCUCUUCCUAACUCUGUGUAUGCCUAAAACAGAGAGAAAAAGGCUGCAGUUUCCCCCCCUGCAGUCUGACCAUUCCACUCUAUGGAUUCUUUUUCAAAGUUACAUUUUAUGGCUAUAGUUGAGGCUCAGAAAUGGCAGCAAGUUAGCCUUAUUCUUCUACUUUAGCAGAUACAUUAAGUACAUAUUGCUAACUUGAGCCUGCCCCCAGGAGUUGGAGGACACCUUUCCUUUUUGGUGCUAUUCCCCAUAAAUACAGUGUUUUUAGACCUUCAGGAGUAUGGAACUUAUCAGAAAUAGUAGAAGUGAGGAGUGUUCUGCUCUCUAACUUUAUUUGAAAAUGUCAGCUGCUACACUGCUGCAGAAAAGGAAAUCUUCAUAUUUUAGUAAACCUAGCCAGUCUGUGAGGAUGUGGUAAUUCAAAGUCCUGUGAACCUAGACUUUCCUGCUAACACCUGAUGUGUACACACACACACACACACACACACACACACACACACACACACACACACACACACACACACACACACACACACACACACACACACACACACACACACACACACACACACACACAGAGUUUAACAAGUGAGAGAAAUUCAGAGCAGCCGCUGCUUCAUUAUCUCGCAUACCACCGCAGAGGUUUCUGCCAGCCCUGAUUACAAGUGUCACCAGAUAAUGGGGCUUAGUUGCUUGCUUACAAGAUGCUAACAAGAAGAGCAACUCCUUGGCAAAGGUUGUCAGCUCCUAAAGCACUGAGCCAAGGUGACAGCCCUGAGGGAAAUCGCACUCCAGCCCUACUCCAAGGUGUCUAAUGAUAUGGGAAAUUUGGACACCCAGAAUUUUUGGUGACCUGAGAGUCUAACCACUCUAGUCAGGCCUGAGGGCACGGCUGCAGAAUUCACGACCGAUAGGAGUGGCAGGGCUUAGGAAGUCCUCUCCUCCACCUAGAAAAUAUUCUCUUGCCAAUACCUGAAAUGCCACACUCAGUAGCUCUUCAACACAUGCUUUUCGAUAAGAAAAUUAGUUGCAUGUUUACGGUGUGCCUAGCACAACUGGAAUUUUCUGUUUAAAAAACAAACCUAUCUCAUUAUGAAUGGACUCAGCCCAGCCCUGAGAGAAAAGAAGGCCUGCAGGCCUGCAGGGGAGACUUCAGAUCUCAUUAAUAUUGCCUUACCCAACGGUGUUUCUGAAGCCCCACCACAGCCCGUUCCAAGAAUUGUAAGGCCCUUGGGGACUGCCUAGGAAAACAGUAGCAUUUGGAACCAAGAACACACAAGAACACGCGCUUGUUCGUGCCAGGGCAGGAAAAUAAAAAUAAAUUAAGACACUAGUGGGUAUACUGGUACAAAAAGUGCCGCAGAGCCCAUGCUAGCCUUGAUAUGACCUUGAGGGGACAGUAGAUUUAUACUUAUGGGACUUAAACCUGACCAAUCUUUCUACAGUGACAGGCCACACUGCGUGGAUAAGGAGAACCAACGAACCCAUUGUCCUCUGCCUGUUUUCCUGUGCACAGUCACAUUCCCUCCUCAGUCAUCUUCCUCUUUCACACUUUACAUUAAACAAGGGAACACUCAGUCUUUCACGGGAAUUACACAUUUGAGUUAAUGUUUCAGUAUAUCAUUUUCAUACUGUAAGUUAUUUUGUAAGAAAGAUUUACUGCUCUCCCAGGAUGUUUGGACUCAGUGCCCCUGUGCAUUUGGAAAUCAAUAAACUAUUACUGGAAAUAC
Messenger RNA from Lagenorhynchus albirostris (white-beaked dolphin), 5876 nucleotides. RefSeq names its product tripartite motif containing 44 (gene TRIM44). NCBI's taxonomy places the organism in Eukaryota, Metazoa, Chordata, Mammalia, Artiodactyla, Delphinidae. Gene Ontology annotation, molecular function: zinc ion binding. The record is from RefSeq and is a predicted model, not a curated record. The transcript has 5 exons. The coding region runs from base 221 to 1258 and encodes 345 amino acids.